Messenger RNA from Stegodyphus dumicola, 576 nucleotides. RefSeq lists its product as uncharacterized. NCBI's taxonomy places the organism in Eukaryota, Metazoa, Arthropoda, Arachnida, Araneae, Eresidae. The record is from RefSeq and is a predicted model, not a curated record.
AUGCCGAAACGGAAAAGAAGGCAUUACGGGAGAUGCAUCGAAGAAGACGAAGAGCUGAAGCACAAAGGUUUACGGCGAGCUGCAGAAAAUGAAGAAGAAACCGCUAGCAGACUGAGUGCGCAAGCAGAGCGCCAAGCAAACCUACGUGUUCAAGAAACGGAAGAAGAAACCGCUAGCAGACUGAGUGCGCAGGCAGAGCGCCAAGCAAACCUACGUGGUCAAGAAACAGAAGAAGAAACCGCUAGCAGACUGAGUGCGCAAGCAGAGCGCCAAGCAAACCUACGUGGUCAAGAAAUGGAAGAAGAAACCGCUAGCAGACUGAGUGCGCAAGCAGAGCGCCAAGCAAAUCUACGUGGUCAAGAAACAGAAGAAGAAACCGCUAGCAGACUGAGUGCACAAGCAGAGCGCCAAGCAAACCUACGUGGUCAAGAAACGGAAGAAGAAACCGCUAUGAGACUCUGCACGCAAGCACAACAGCAAGAAAACUUACGCGCUCAAGAAACGGAAGAAGAAACCAGUUCGAGACUCUGCAGGCAAUCACAUCGGCAAGCAAACCUACGUGCUCAAGAAACGUGA